Molecule: messenger RNA, 396 nt
Organism: Closterium sp. Naga37s-1
Lineage: Eukaryota; Viridiplantae; Streptophyta; Zygnematophyceae; Desmidiales; Closteriaceae
Source: the annotation of a GenBank genome assembly
AUGUCCCUAAAACCAUUUGUUUCUAACCAUCCCCUCCUGCCGUGGCGUGUGUUCCCUUUGCAGAGUGCGCUAAGGACUGCGAGGAACCUGCGGAGGCCUCCGCACCUCGUGGUGCUGCAGUGGAUCGCGGAGGCGUGGGAUCAAGUCCCGAAGAAGGUCAUCAUUGACGCGUUCCGGCACUGUGGGAUUUCAAGCAAGUUGGACGGGACGGAGAACCACCUGGUGAUGUCUCACCUGCGCGCCAGAAGCACCACCAAUGUCUCCGAGGACAUGUGCCUCGGGGGAACCACGGGCGACAACACACGCCUGCUUGGGCAGGCUCCAGAGGAGGAGGAGGAGGAGGAGGAGGAGGAGGAGGAGGAGGAGGAGGAGGAGGAGGAGGAGGAGGAGGAGUAG